This is a messenger RNA of Tigriopus californicus, 670 nucleotides long. Its product is annotated as vesicle-associated membrane protein 2-like. NCBI's taxonomy places the organism in Eukaryota, Metazoa, Arthropoda, Copepoda, Harpacticoida, Harpacticidae. Gene Ontology annotation, cellular component: SNARE complex; plasma membrane. The transcript has a single exon. Gene Ontology annotation, molecular function: syntaxin binding; SNAP receptor activity. Bases 1 to 456 code for a protein of 151 amino acids. Gene Ontology annotation, biological process: vesicle-mediated transport; vesicle fusion. The record is from RefSeq and is a predicted model, not a curated record.
AUGUCUUCCGACGGAAAUUCAACCCCUCAAAGUGGGCCCGAUGGGCGUCCCUUGGGCCCCGAUGGGAAGCCUUUACCAGGACCUCAGCAAAUGCAACAAGUGAUGGCUCAACGACGCAUGGCCCAACAACAAGCCCAAGUGGAUGAGGUGUGCGGAAUCAUGAAAAAUAACGUCGAAAAGGUUUUAGAGCGAGAUACCAAACUAACUGAGCUCGAUGAGCGAGCCGAUGCACUCCAGGAUGGGGCAUCCCAAUUUGAGAAGCAAGCCGGCAAGCUGAAAAACAAGUUCUGGCUCCAAAACAUGAAGUUCAUUGUUAUUGGUGCCAUCUUGGGAUUGAUUCUUUUGAUCAUGCUGUAUUUCAAAUUCUCCGAUGAACCCCAACAACCAAUUUACUAUCAGUCACCCCCCUCUCAGUCUGAUAAUAUCGCUUCGGGAAGCAACAUACCUUCACAAUAAUUUGAUGAACGAUGCAUCGAUCUUGUCAUUACCAAUAGAUUUGUUAUGCGUUUCCUCCUCUAAGGGAUUAGACAGACCUAAGCGUACCAUGAUUUCUACUACAUCCUUCCCAACCUAAUCACCCAGGCUCCAUUCGCUUGCAAUCCCAUCGCUCCAUCGGAUUCGAAACUUAUGGACAUCUUUGAAAAAUAAGAUUGGAUCAUUCUCUCUCUGA